Molecule: messenger RNA, 2602 nt
Organism: Rattus rattus (black rat)
Lineage: Eukaryota; Metazoa; Chordata; Mammalia; Rodentia; Muridae
Product: proto-oncogene FRAT1-like
Exons: 1
Coding region: 156-980 (274 amino acids)
Biological process (GO): positive regulation of canonical Wnt signaling pathway
Cellular component (GO): cytoplasm
Source: RefSeq, a predicted model, not a curated record
CACUGCCCAGUGGUCCCGGCUUCCGUGUCCAAGGCUCAACCCCCUCCCGGCCCGGACCUCAGUCCCGCUCCCUCCCCAGCCACGGCCCACCGAGCCUGCGGGCAAAGAAGCCUCCAGCAACACCAGCACAGCCGCGAGUACCGGGGCAGGGGGCCAUGCCGUGCCUGAGGGAGGAGGAGGAAGCGAGCGACCAGGCGGAUGGGGAGGAGGACAACGACAGCUUCCUCCUGCUGCAGCAGUCGGUGACUCUGGGCGGCUCGGCCGACGUGGACCAGCUCAUCGCCCGGAUCGGCGAGACGCUGCAGCUGGACGCGGCGCACGACAGUCCCGCCUCGCAGUCUGCCGCCCCGGGCCCCCCACCCGCGCCCCCGCGGGUCCUGGCGGCGCUGCCGGCGGACAAAGCCAGGGCCCCAACGAGGCGGCCGCUGCGGCUGGCAGCUUCACCGGAAACCUGGGACCCUGCGCCCCCCGGGGCCAUGCGCUGUGUGCUGGGGGAGCGCGGGCGCGUGCGGGACCGGGCAGCGCCCUACAGCGUGGCAGAGAUCGCCCCGGGCCCCAGCGUGCUGCCCCAGCAGCAGGGCCUUGAGGGACCCCAGGGAACCGGCAAAUUAAGCAUCCCACAGCCACUGUCUGGCCCGUGCCGGCGGGGUUGGCUCCGGAACACAGCCGCGUCCCGCCGCCUGCAACAGCGACGCGGAUCUCAUCUGGAGACCGGCACUGGCGAAGACGACCCGCCCCGGCUCCUGCAGCAGCUCUUACUUUCGGGAAACCUCAUCAAGGAGGCGGUGCGGAGACUUCAUUCACGAAGGCUACAGCUCCAGGCGAAGCUUCCCGCACACCCGUUCUUGGAGCCUCUGUCAGCCCCAGUGCAUGAGCCACUUUCACCCGGGAGCCCCCGCGCGGCCUGCAGCGACCCUGGCGCUUGUGUGAGGAGGGCGCAGCUCAGAAAUGGGGACGACCUUCUUGUCUCUGGCAGCUAACAAUCUAGGUGGCUACAGCACCAGCCUAUAGCCGGGGAUCAAGGGUUUCCCCCAACCGAGGCUGGUGGAGGAAAAUAAGCUAAGGAAGACAGCCGAAAUAUCGCAUAGAUUUUCAUAGGUAACUGAAGUUGAGAGCCCUAAAUUGUUUGAAACCCAGGACUUAGGUUUUUGUAAGGCAGAUUCUAUAGAGCGCAUCGCAGGCUGUCAGCAGGACUCCUUUUUUGGCAUGUUCCAACCUGGUCUCUGCAAUUCCGCAAACUCCCCUGGCCACGCGGGCAACCACGUGGCAUGCUCUCUGGAUAGCUCAGCCAGCUAUGGAACCAAGGACGAUGAUCCCUGUUACUUGCUGUACUUUUCAGGGUUGGUUCAUGAUUCACUUUGGGGGAGGGGAAAAGAAGAGUGGACGUAAAUUCAGGGAGCACCACAAAAUGCCACACUUGAACUUUUUAGGACAGUUAAAAGACCAUCUCAUCUUUUGCGGUGUUGGUUUCAAUGUAAAACAUGCGGUAUCACGAGAGGACUCUCUUGGGGGCUAAGUAGAAGUAACCGUUUUUUGUCUGUCCCUUUUAUUUCAAAGGAUUGCUGCUGGCAGAGUGUUGAGGGGAAGUUGUACCCCACGAAUGUAGGGUGGGGGGCGGCAGUGAGAAAUUUUAGGUAAUGGAAGGGUGUGGGGAAGCACUGAGUGAACCUUCCUGCCCUUUGUAAAGUGUGCUGUGCAGAGUGGGGAAAACCCAUCCCUCUUUGGGUUCGAAGUCACUGAUUGCUGGGUGUGCACCAUGCUGUGGGGCUCCAGCACGGAGACUAACCGAAAUGCCUUGCUGGGAGAAAAGCACACUAUUUUUUGCAAAUGUUGGAGUCCACUGAGGACGCUUCUGCCACCUUCUGGAGGGGGUAGAGGAGGCGGGUCCUGAGUGUCUGUGCUUCCAGCCGGAGGUCACCGCCCCUCCCCCUCCUCCUGGCUUGCAGAGAAACUGCCUUGAGACAGUGAUCUAGUACUACCUUUUCCCCUUAGUUCUGCUGCCCUACUCAAGCGGGGUGCUGCUGGUGAUGCUAGUGUCCAGGGUAGGGGACUGAGAAAGUUCCAAAUAACGAGCACUCUUGGGACACAGCCUCACACAACCGCUUAUCUGGGGCUCUCAGGGCUGCUUGUAAUAACAGCUGCAGUUCCCUGGAUAGACUGAGUUGAUUUCCUCCUUCUGGACCUCCCCCCAGCUGUGCCUGCUCGUCUUUGUAAGCGGAGGAAAUGUAGUAGAAAACGUGACCCUCCAAAUGGGAAAGCUGCAGGCUUUUUGCUAUUGUGACUGUGAAGUGCUUGGAAACACUGUUCCCUCUGAGCAACUGUUUCGUUUUACUUUUUAUGUAGUCAAAUGGCUUGUUCCUCAUCCAGAUGUGGCUAUUGACAUAUCCACUCUUCGAACCGGAGUGACUGGAAUUGUGGCUGUUCUGAUUGUAGGAUUUUAACUUAACUGAAAUAACUGUUUUUGAAUAAAUGUCUUGUAUUUUUUUUUUAAAAAAAAAAAAAAAAAAAAAAAAAAGAAGCCCGAAAGUAUAAACUAGGACAUUUUGUAUACUUUUUUAUGAGUCUAGUGCAUGCAUACCAAAAUAAAAGAGACUUGAGUUCU